AUGGCUAAAUUCCGUGAACUAGAAGCUGAAUCUCCUCCUCAUCCUCCUCCUCUGCUGGCCAACAGAUACAUCAUUCAGCAGAGACUCGGCAGGGGAAGUUUCGGCACGGUGUAUCUCAUUGAAGACACAAAAACAAUAAUCAGAGACAAACUUAAAGUUCUGAAGGAGAUCCCAGUUGGGGAUUUGAAGCCGGACGAGACUGUGAAGGCCACACAGGAAGCUCAGCUCCUCUCGCAGCUCCACCAUCCAGCUAUCCUCAGAUUCUACACCAGCUUCCUGGAGAGAGAUGCUUUCUGCAUCAUCACCGAGUUCUGCGAGGACGGCGAUUUGGAGUGUAAGCUGGAGCAGUUGCGAGUCUCAGGAGAAGCUCUGUGCGAGUCUCAGAUCAGGGAGUGGCUCGUUCAGCUGCUGCUGGGGGUCGACUACAUGCAUGAGAGACGGAUUCUCCACAGAGACCUGAAAACCAAGAACGUGUUUCUGAAGAAGAAUAUUGUAAAGAUCGGUGAUUUUGGUGUAUCGUGCCUGCUGAUGGGGUCAUGUGACCUUGCCACUACAUUCACAGGAACACCGUACUAUAUGAGUCCUGAGGCUCUCGGUCAGCAGGGUUACGACUCCAAAUCAGAUGUGUGGUCUUUAGGCUGUAUCCUGUAUGAGAUGUGCUGUUUCAAACAUGCCUUUGAGGGACACAACUUCUUAUCUGUGGUGCAGAAGAUCAUGGAAAGUUCCACGCCAUCCCUGCCAGAGAAAUACUCACCAGAGCUCAACUCCUUAAUGCAGAGGAUGCUGGUUAAAUCCCCGUCCCUGAGGGUUUCUGCAGCUGAAGCUCUGAGUUCGCGUGUUAUUAAAGACCUCACUCAGUGUGUGAAGCAGCAGCUCUCAGAGGGGACGGCAAGAGACGACAGAAACGCGUCUCACAUCGCUAGCGUGCUGCAGAAGAAAGUGCACCUGCAUACGCUGAGGGAAAGGUCAGAGGUCGAGAAGAUGAGUCCCCGGGAGCGGAUGAGGUUGAGGAAGCAGGAGGUCGCGGAUGAGAGAGCCAAGAAGCUAAAACAUAUUGUGGAGGAGAAAUAUCAAGAAAAUCAGCAGCGCAUGAUGGAGCUCCGAUCCAAGAACUUCCAAAGAGUCAGCGUCAACGUUCUCACUGAGAACUCUGAGGACACAGUGAGACAAAUCCAGCCAAUCAGACGACAGAAUGGGACACUGAGCAGCCGUCCUGGACCAACGAGAGAGCAGAUCACUGAACACAACAUCCCUGAGGACCCUCAGGCUGCAGAAGUGUAUUACUCUGAAGACGGAUUCGAGUCAUGUUCAGAUGAAGAUUUCUGGCCUGAUGUUCCUACACAGAGUUUGUCCCUGUGUUCUCACUGGUUGCUGCUGAGGAAGACUGAGGAACCAGCUCAGGUUGAAGGUGACGGCGAUUCCGCCGAAGCUCAGCUCCCUGCUGUGUCUUGA
Messenger RNA from Neoarius graeffei (lesser salmon catfish), 1452 nucleotides. It is a transcript of the gene nek11, whose product is annotated as NIMA-related kinase 11. Gene Ontology annotation, molecular function: ATP binding; protein kinase activity. Gene Ontology annotation, biological process: protein phosphorylation. The coding region runs from base 1 to 1452 and encodes 483 amino acids. Lineage: Eukaryota; Metazoa; Chordata; Actinopteri; Siluriformes; Ariidae. The transcript is spliced from 13 exons. The record is from RefSeq and is a predicted model, not a curated record.